Paramuricea clavata is the source of this 2877-nucleotide messenger RNA. NCBI's taxonomy places the organism in Eukaryota, Metazoa, Cnidaria, Anthozoa, Malacalcyonacea, Plexauridae. The record is from the annotation of a GenBank genome assembly.
AUGACUUCUCGACCUUCGUCCAUAUCUUCCUCGGUCACUUCUAGACCUUCGUCCUUUUCUCAUCCUCCUUUCAUUGAUUCACCUUUUUCCACUAGUCUUUCUUCCUCACCUACCACAGGGCCCACCACUACAGAUAGUGCGUCAUUGAAUACAACGAUCAAGUUACCUUCAGGUACUGUAUAUAUUGUAUCUUACAAAUGUUGGCUUUAUUUUCCUUGAUAAAGAUGUGUUUAGGUAUUGUUUUUUGACAGACUAGCUGUGUAGUUAAUAUAUAAUAUACAAAUAAUGAAUGUUUAUGAGUGCAAUGGUAAGAAUAUUUUCAUGAGGUGAAAGAUGGAAUGUUUCACCCAUUUAACUUUUGAGGGGGGAGGGGGGUGAUUUUGAAAAAAAAAUUUCCUGCAAGGCUAUUCUGGACAAAAAAAAAUACCUGCACUAACAAACUGGGGAAAAAAUAUCCUGCCCCAGUAUUUGGUGGGAAAAAAUGUUGCAAAACAGCAUGGUUGCAGGGAUCGAUUUGACCAGUCCCAGAAGAUCAGCUGGUUUGAUUUUCAGGGACUGGUGUAAGGUUAAUUUCUCGUUGGAAAACUCCUCAAAAUGCAGGAAAUAGCUUAUCUGAGCUCAGUGGCGCCGUGGGACCCUUGUUUUUUUGGGAGGGGCCAAGGGCUGCACUUUUCCGACAAACCUGAAAAUAAUUUCCGACAGAAAUUUUUCUGGCGACCCCGUCGCCAAAAAAAUUUCGGUCAGUGUACCAUUUUAGGGGUCAAAAAUUUUUCCGGACCUACCAAAAUUUUUCGUUACAUCUUAAAAUUUUUCCGGAAAUCACCCAUUUUCUCAAUUUAUCAAAAAAUUUCCGAAUUUACCAACGUCGGAAAUUUUGCCAAUUUCCGACAACGUUGUCAAUUUUCAAAAAAUUUCCGACAACAUUCACAAUUUUCCGACGGGUCUUCACGGUAGGGGGGGGGCAUGCCUCCAGACCCCUCUAGAGGCUCGCACCUUCGGUGGUCGACUCAGUUGUUGCUGCCCUAUGACGUAUACUUAUUAGUUAAACCAUGCAUAUAUAUGCUGUAGGUAGCUGCAGUGAUACAGACAGGGCUGUAGCAAGGGGGGUAUUGGGGGUGGUUAACCCCCCCCCCCCCAACUUUUUUAGAAUCAACAUAUUCAGAAAAUCGGGUUGGCCAUUCGGAAAAUUGCGGCAAUUAUUUAAUAGUAGAACAAAAUUUUUGUUGUUAAACAGAGAAAAUAUUAUAAAAUUGUAUUGUCACUAUAAAUUGUAAGCAAAUUGUAAAUUUCGUCAUACUAAAACGCUUUUUUCUGACCAUCAGCAUUCUGUCAAAACUUCCCCCAAAGUCCAGGAAAUGGCAUUUCAGAGACUCGAAAUUUCCUCGGGCCUCCGGCCCUCGUUUUCUGCCCCCAAUAAACAAAAGCUCCCUACCGCACUGCUUCUGUAAUAUGUCUGUGCGUAAAUUAUGCAUAUUUUUGUUAAUUGUAAAUUGCGUCUUCAUUUUCCGAAUAGCAAACACCUUCAUGGCUAAUAGUAUGCCAUGAUAUAUUCGGAAAUUAUUUUCGUCAUUCGGAAAUUUUUGGCCUACACCCCCCCCCCCCAACUAUACAUGCUAGCUACGGCCCUGGAUACAGACUUGCCGACUGGAACUUCUCCAGGUCCCCCGCUAAUUAUGUCCUCUCCAGUUGCACAUCCUUAAAAAAGGCACUGAACCAAAUGUUUUUCCUCAUAGCAAAAUGUAUUAUUAAGAGCAAUGCAUGAAGCUAAAAAACUCAACGUUAACUAUAAUCUAAAUAGUAUAAGCUAUUGAAAAAAAAAUGCUGCGAAAGAAAGUGUGGCAAAAAAAAAUCGUACAUGGUGAUGGUGAUAAAAAAAAUAUCUUGCACAUAACGAUCCCAGAAAAAAAUUCCCUGCCAGCAGUAAAUCACCCCCCCCCCCCUCCCUCAAAAGUUAAAUGGUCGGCCCCUUAUAUAAUACCAGAGUGGACUAAUAGAUUUGUAUGAGAAGCAUUUUGAGGGAUGUGAUUUAUCGAAAACACAAAGAGUACAAUUGUACUAUACGUUUUGUUCCAUUGCACUCUCUGAGAGUGCAAUGGAACGUGUUCCAUUGCACUAUUGGGAAAUGGAAUUUUCUAUUCAGUAUCACGUGACCAUAAACAGCCAAUUAAACGAUCAGAAUUCAAUAAGGUAUUAUAUAAUACAUAAUUAUGUAUGUUUUUAUAAGGGUUGUUGUUCCAUAGUUGUUGAACUGGUCAAAGUUGUGGGUAUCAGCAGUACCCAUUGUAAAUUGAUCACGUAAUCGUCAAUACACGUUUUAGUGUUUCAAGUUUCACCUUGAGUUCAAUAUAUGAGUCUCGAACCUCUUCUUAUUUCAAAUAUUAUAGCGAGGUUCAGAUUUGACUACCGCUACCUUUCGCUGACCUUUUGCGCAUGUGAUUGGUUAAUCGGCUAGAUUUAAGGUAUCCGAUUGGUUAAUGUUCUCUUAAUGGUAGCGGUAGUGUUAACUAGUGGAAAUCAAAUCUGAAUAUCGCUAUUGAGUCCAAGACGGUGUUGUUUUAUAGCCGCUCUGUUACUGACUGUGUUACUAUUUUUUAUCAUUUACUAGACGCUUUGGUUGUGGUUGACAACGGGAAGUGUGUCGCCGUUGGCAAAUCCGUGCCUCUCACAAGUGUGCACGGUCAAAUAGUCCCCGAUACCCAUAAAUGCAUUUUGUUGACCUGGGCUCAGGAUAAUUACCUCGCACCAUUCCCAUGUGGAAACAGGGAUCUGAAAGAGAACUUAUAUUUUUCAAAAGACUCAUUUUAUGCUGUACCACGUACAAUGUUGAGACAGCUUAUUCGAAAGAAUAACCAAUAUUCUCUUUCUCCAAUUAGUUAA